Messenger RNA from Pestalotiopsis fici W106-1, 426 nucleotides. RefSeq lists its product as uncharacterized. The record is from RefSeq and is a predicted model, not a curated record. Gene Ontology annotation, cellular component: EKC/KEOPS complex. NCBI's taxonomy places the organism in Eukaryota, Fungi, Ascomycota, Sordariomycetes, Amphisphaeriales, Sporocadaceae. The transcript has a single exon. Bases 1 to 426 code for a protein of 141 amino acids.
AUGGCUACCACCGGAAGCCCUCUAGAUUUCCCUUGCACCCUGUGCGUCCUCCUUCAAAUCAUCUGCUGCACUCUGUCGCUCUGUCGCAGAUUGCCCUCUGGAACCCAAACUGACGGCCUCCUUUAUAGAACACUAGAUGUCCCCUUUCCAACUGCGCGCCUCGCCUCUGUGGCUCUCAGAUCUCUCCAAGUAGACAAGGAACUCUCGCCCUUGGUGCGACGGGAUUUGCGCAUUGCUACCCCGGAUACUCUGCCCGACACCGAACGCAUCAAGGACAGCGUACUCAAAGUAACAUACAAAGCUACAACAAAUCGCAUGCUUCGAGUUGCUGUGAAUGGCUUCAUGGAAAGCUUGACCCUCGUUCUGGAGGUCAUGGAGACAUUAGAUACAGAUGUACUCUCAUCCAGCAAUACAAAUACCCUAUGA